Cylindrotheca closterium is the source of this 825-nucleotide messenger RNA. The record is from the annotation of a GenBank genome assembly. Lineage: Eukaryota; Bacillariophyta; Bacillariophyceae; Bacillariales; Bacillariaceae.
AUGGCAGACGACGCAGUGGCAGACGAUUAUGUGGAGGAAGAACUCGAAGAAGUCUGCAAGGUGUAUGACAGUGAUGACUUCUUCACCAUUGCUGUGCAACUAGUACUUGCGAUUGCAGCGUUGCUGUCGCUGUGGUUCAAGCGACACUUUGAGCGACCGAGGCGGAAAUUUCGAACCUGGAUGUUGGACGUGUCGAAACAAGGCCUUGGCGCGUGUUAUGCACACGUCUGCAACAUGUUUAUUGCGGCAGUCAUCAUUGAGAAUGUUGCGGCUGGUGGAACAUUGAAUGAUCAAUGCGCGUGGUAUGGCAUCUGUUAUUUGGUGGAUACCACUCUGGGGCUAGUGCUGGCUGUGUGGUUCUUGAAGGUGAUCGAUAUUUUGGCAAAUCGUUACGAUUGGGCAUCAUUGAAACACAAUGGUGUGUAUGAAGGCCCUGGGGGGCUAAUCCAUUGGUUCAAUCAAGUUUUAGUCUGGAUCAUCAUUCAAUCGAUUGCCAAGGUUAUCAUCUACUACACCAUGGUAUUCUUUGCAGAGCCACUAGCAUUCUUUGGAGGCAUACUUUUUGAACCAUUUCAAGUCAAUAUCAGAUUCGAAUUGUUAUUCGUCAUGAUCUUCUUUCCCGGUUUCUUGAACGUCAUUUACUUUUGGAUCGCAGACCAUUUCCUCAAGGCUGAUGCCGGGCAUGCUUCUGCGCAUGAAGAUGAUCCGGAUGGUACAGCAAUCGACAACGAUGGGAAAAAUGAAAAUCUGUUGGCUGAAGAAGAAAAGCAAGAAGAUCCUGAAUACAAUUCCACACCAAGUUGGACGAACACUCGCAUGGUAUGA